AUGGCUCCCGUACGCAACGAGGUGCCGCCGCAUACGAUAGAUCGCACUCCCGAGUACGAGGAGUUUAUGACACGACUCCGGGAUUACCAUGUCAAGCGAGGCACUACACUGGACCCGGAACCCAAGGUUGGCGCAACACACCUUGACUUGUUCAAGGUCUUCAACCACGUUGUUGAAAGCGGUGGUUACGACAAGAUUUCAGAGGAAAAGCUGGCCUGGCGUCGCAUGGCAUCUGAGCUUGGUAUUUAUUCGAACAACGAAGCGUCAACUGCCUUUUCGCUGAAGGAGAAGUUCUACAAAAAUCUUGCCGCAUACGAGAUCAGUACCGUGCAUGGCAAGGAACCACCACCAAAGGAUAUUCUAGAGGAUGUAACGGCCAAGGGCGCUGCCUUGUUGACACGUACCAGGGAGAACUAUCGCGGUGCCAAACGGGAGAGUAAUAUUGGUGCCACAGACUCAGCGGCAUCGGGUGAUGAUGGUACACCCGUCCGUGAGCGACCUGUUCCAGACGCUGCUGCUAGUGCGCGAGCAUCUAGGGGUUUAAGAGAAGCACCUCCUCAGCGUGUCAUUUUCCAACCAGAUACUGGCCCUUCACGCACAACAAGGCACGCAUCUGCCCACCAUGCGAGCACUACCAACUCACCAGCCGUCAAUCCUCCCCAAACUCCUUCACAUCAUCCGAAUAUGCAUGUACCACAACAACAACAACACCAGCAACAACAGAACUACCAGGGAAACCGUGGGCCCUCGGUGCAUCACCAACCCGCAACCCUCGAAAAUACAUCUAAUUUAGUCACUGCGUAUCAACCGCGGUUUUCUAAACCCCUGACGCUUCGUGCUGUCUCAACCCCUGGCAACGCGCCUAAUGAGUUCCAAAAGCCCCGCCAGCAGACACGUCCAGAUCCUCGUCAACCAAUGCAGCCUGGCACCGGGUUUGACGGUCCUAAUAUUUACAUGCGAUGCUUGAACGCUUUACGAUCAAACAUUCCCGCAGAGCAGGCUUUUGCACUCAACCACUUGGUCAAGAUCUCGUUUGAGCGAGGCGACAAGUACAAGUUCGAUUCCUUCCCAGGUCUUGCCGAAGGGCUGGUUGACAAAGCCCUUGAGGUGGGCCAGCUGUUCUAUCAUGUCAACUGGACUGUAUCGUGGAACAUUCCUCAUGACUCUAGCGACCCAAACGUUCUCGACGGAAACUAUGGAACACAAGAUAUCUUGGAACGAAUCGACAAUCUCAUCGAAAAGGAUAUGCCGGAUGUUCUUCAGACCGAGUCCUUCGCAGACAACCUAGUCCUGGUAACCGAAGCUGUUCUGACGCUCCGCAACAUGGUCACUCUUCCCGAGAAUGCUCACAACUUGUCCGACUUUCCUCCUAUUAAGGAUCUUAUCUGCAUCGUUCUGCACCUGCCACAAAGGGAUUCGCUUGUCGAGUUGAAGCACCUCACUCUGGACAUUGCAGAGCAGCUGACGCCCUUCAUGAGCCUAGAUUCAGAUGACCCCUUGUACAGAACCCUGUUGGCACAGAUGACAUCUGACGACCGAGGCACUAUUCUGACAGCUCUCCGCGCCCUUGGCCGGAUCUCAAUGAACCUCGAGGCUACAAACAAGUUGGGCAAUGUUCCCGGACCCGUGCUUCAGCGACUUGCUAGUUGGCUAUUGCUCAACGACGAUGAGCUUAUUGAUGCCUGCCUCGACUUCCUCUAUCAGUACACCGCUGUCGUACCAAACGUAGACAACUUGAUUCGUUCUUUGACGCCAGAGAACCUGGUCAACCACCUCGCUCGCUUGCUCGCUCACGGCGCACAAAAGACACAGCGCGAUUUUGUUCUAGUGCCCGAGCAAAGAAUCCCUGCUCGCGAUCAGAUCGCCCCUAUGCCCGAGGACCUGUUGCAAGAGAUGCUCAAGCUGGAAGAACCCGAUCGCGUCCACAAAUGGGUUCGAUGCUUCUUUGAAGAGGAUAACAACUCUUAUGUAACACAGCUAGCUGCUUGGCAGGCCUACCAAACUGCCUUCGUCGGGCCCCUAAAGACCAUAGGUCAGCCACUGAUUACACCUGCCGACUUCAUCAGGAACAGCACUUCGGUCUACAAAGAUUCGAAUGCGCAGGUCCUCCGGGACCCAGGUGACCCACAACAGAAGUUCAUCAUCCAUGGCAUCCGUGCCAGACCGAAACCCCUGGGUAUGGACGGUUCAGAGUAUGGACGGUGUCUGUGGGCCUCGAAUCCUGACAACAUGCUCGAGAAAUGCGGUCACUUCUACAUCAAGACCGAGAAGAUGUGGGAACACAUCCUCACAGAUCAUCUUCACGAGAAGCGCAAUGAGGAGGGACAGUUUGACAACGUCGAGAAAGAGUUCACGUGCACAUGGGACCAAUGUGCUCGCUUCCAGAAGCCGACCAAGAUGCGUCUUCAAGAGUUCGCUCGGCACAUCAACACACAUGUCUCUUUGGCUUUGCCCAAUGAGGCGCACAGCCGAAAGCCAGAACGCUCAUGGAUUAUUCCAGCCAAGACCAUGACUGUGACCUUUGAGGAAACCAUGACAGUACGUGAUGAGCGAAAUCCAAACCACCCACCCCAAGCCGCCGGUAUUCCUCUCAGCGCUGCCCUUGUGCUGCGAAACAUUGCUAGGAACGUGGUGAAGACUGAGGCGGAGGAAGAGAUUCUUAAAAAGCAGACAGAAACCGGUGAGCGUGGAGGCUGGAAUGAAAUCCUUUUCAGGCCGCUCCUGCCGCGGCUAUUUGAGAUACUUGCGGAGAACAGAGCAAUGAGUCAUUACAUUUCAUCAUUACUCGAUCUCAUCCGGAUUGACUACGAAAGUCAGGAUCAAUGA
Fusarium coffeatum is the source of this 2826-nucleotide messenger RNA. RefSeq lists its product as uncharacterized. The record is from RefSeq and is a predicted model, not a curated record. Gene Ontology annotation, molecular function: DNA binding. The transcript has 3 exons. NCBI's taxonomy places the organism in Eukaryota, Fungi, Ascomycota, Sordariomycetes, Hypocreales, Nectriaceae. The coding region runs from base 1 to 2826 and encodes 941 amino acids. Gene Ontology annotation, biological process: regulation of DNA-templated transcription.